This is a messenger RNA of Etheostoma spectabile (orangethroat darter), 3054 nucleotides long. It is a transcript of the gene stx6, whose product is annotated as syntaxin 6. The transcript has 8 exons. Bases 180 to 947 code for a protein of 255 amino acids. Gene Ontology annotation, cellular component: endomembrane system; synaptic vesicle membrane; SNARE complex. The record is from RefSeq and is a predicted model, not a curated record. Gene Ontology annotation, biological process: vesicle fusion; intracellular protein transport; retrograde transport, endosome to Golgi. Lineage: Eukaryota; Metazoa; Chordata; Actinopteri; Perciformes; Percidae. Gene Ontology annotation, molecular function: SNAP receptor activity; SNARE binding.
CUGAGCACAUGUGACGUCACUUCCGCCGCUGCAUGUAAACAAAGCGGAGUCUGGCUGCUGUGUUUCAGAUGUAGACAGACUGAGUUAAAGCGGAGAAACGGACGUUAAAGUUCGGUUAGUUCGGACAGCUGGAAGUCUGAGAGAUGGAGCUCAGCUCCGAUUGAACUGGGAACAGCAACAUGUCGAUGGAGGACCCGUUCUUCGUCGUUAAAGGCGAGGUGCAGAAGGCAGUAAAUGCGGCGCAGAGCCUCCACCAGCGAUGGAGCGAGCUGCUGCAGGAAGGGGGAGGAGCCUCCAAGGAGGAAAUGGACUGGACGACCAAUGAGCUGAGGAACAGUUUACGGUCCAUCGAGUGGGACCUGGAGGACCUCGACGAGACCAUCAGCAUCGUUGAGUCCAACCCGAAGAAGUUCAACCUGGACGCAGCCGAGCUGUCGAAGAGGAAAGCUUUCAUCACAAGCACCAGACACACCGUCAAGGAAAUGAAAGAGCAGAUGUCGAGUCCAACGGCUGCUUCGGUUGACAGAAAUAACAAACAGGCUCUGCUGGGCGCCCGCGGAGCUCAGGGUCCGAGCUGGCAGGCCGGUCCUGAUAAAUACAGCCGACUGGACCGCCAGCUGCAGAGCGCCAACUCUCAGUUCAUAGAGGAGCAGCAGGUCCAGCAGCAGCUGAUUGCAGAGCAGCAGGAUGAACAGCUGGAACUCGUGUCGGGAACAAUCGGAGUCCUGAAGAACAUGUCUGAGAGGAUCGGCAUGGAGCUGGAUGAACAGGCAGUGAUGUUGGAUGACUUCACUCAAGAGGUGGACAACACUCAGUCUAAGAUGGACACCGUCAUGAAGAAACUGGCCAAAGUGUCUCACAUGACCAGCGAUCGUCGUCAGUGGUGCGCUAUCGGCGUGUUGCUCGCAAUCCUCUUCGUAGUCCUCCUCCUCUUCUUCAUCCUCUGAUGCCUCCAGUCUGCAGAGAACUCGUCUUACACCUUAAACCUGUGUCUCAUGGAAUAUCCUGGACUAUAUCAGACUCUACUGGACUCUGCUGGACUUUACUGGACUCUACUGCAUUCUACUGGACUCUACUGAACUCUGCUUGACUCUGCUGGGCUCUACUGGACUCUAACAGACUCCGCAGGACUUUACUGGACUCUACUGGACUCUACCAGAUUCUGCAGAACUCUAUCGGACUCUACUGGACUCUGCGGGACUCUACCGGACUCUAACAGACUCUGCAGGACUCUACUGUACUCUGCAGGACUCCACUGGACGCUACUGGAAUCUGCAGGACUCUACUGGACUCUAGAGACUGAAAGGCACUUUUUUUUUGGUUCUUUAAAUGUUUGUAGGUCAAACAGGUGAAACAUUUUGAUAUUUUAUGUUUGUUUUAUUUAAAGGGCUGAAAACAUAAAAAUGACCAUUUACAGUCCAGUUCAUCUCUAAUUAAUCUCUAAUUAAUCUCCAAUUCAUCUCCAGUUCAUCUAUAAUUAAUCUCCAGUUCAUCUCUAAUUAAUCUCUAAUUAAUCUCCAAUUCAUCUCCAGUUCAUCUCUAAUUAAUCUCCAGUUCAUCUCCAGUUCAUCUCUAAUUAAUCUCCAGUUCAUCUCCAGUUCAUCUCUAAUUAAUCUCCAGUUCAUCUCUAAUUAAUCUCCAGUUCAUCUCCAGUUCAUCUCUAAUUAAUCUCCAGUUCAUCUCUAAUUAAUCUCCAGUUCAUCUCUAAUUCAUCUCCAGUUCAUCUCUAAUUCAUCUCCAGUUCAUCUCCAGUUCAUCUCCAGUUCAUCUCUAAUUAAUCUCCAGUUCAUCUCUAAUUAAUCUCCAGUUCAUCUCUAAUCAAUCUCCAGUUUAUCUCCAGUUCAUCUCUAAUUAAUCUCCAGUUCAUCUCUAAUCAAUCUCCAGUUCAUCUCCAGUUCAUCUCUAAUUAAUCUCCAGUUCAUCUCUAAUUAAUCUCCAGUUCAUCUCCAGUUCAUCUCUAAUCAAUCUCCAGUUUAUCUCCAGUUCAUCUCUAAUUAAUCUCCAGUUCAUCUCCAGUUCAUCUCUAAUCAAUCUCCAGUUCAUCUCUAAUUAAUCUCCAGUUCAUCUCCAGUUCAUCUCUAAUUAAUCUCCAGUUCAUCUCUAAUUAAUCUCCAGUUCAUCUCUAAUUAAUCUCCAGUUCAUCUCUAAUUCAUCUCCAGUUCAUCUCUAAUUCAUCUCCAGUUCAUCUCUAAUUAAUCUCCAGUUCAUCUCCAGUUCAUCUCUAAUUAAUCUCCAGUUCAUCUCUAAUUAAUCUCCAGUUUAUCUCCAGUUCAUCUCUAAUUAAUCUCCAGUUCAUCUCUAAUCAAUCUCCAGUUCAUCUCCAGUUCAUCUCUAAUUAAUCUCCAGUUCAUCUCUAAUUAAUCUCCAGUUCAUCUCCAGUUCAUCUCCAGUUCAUCUCCAGUUCAUCUCCAAUUCAUCUCCAGUUCAUCUCCAGUUCAUCUCCACUAUCUCUAUUACCUUGAGUGUAACUUUAAAUCUGGUUUAAUUUCAAGUUUAGUGCAAUUGUGACUUCAUCUUUUCCCCAUUUAACUCGGUUUAACUCGGUUUAACUCGGUUUAACUCUAAGCUUAACUACAGUGUUUCUCCAGGUUAAUGGUUUAAUCCCAGUUUAACACCAGUAUAUCUCUGGUCUGGAGUUUAUGAAAAUAAUGUAACAACACUAAACUUCCUGUUUUUGUUUACAGUUUUUGUGUUUUUUGUUUCACUGACUGAAUCUUUUUCUCAUGUUUUAUGUUUAUUGCUGUAUCCUUGAACGGUUUAUUUACUACGUAUGUUUUGUUUCCUUUAAUUCUGCAGUGUUAUUAAUAGUGAACUUUGUUAAACGGCUCAUUUCCUGCUGCAGCUUCACAAUAAAAGCUUGUUUCUCUGGAAGGCUUUUAUUGUGAAGUGCAGUCCUUAAGGUUAGCGAGCGAAGUAACUGUUUAUAGGAAUUUUUGAAGUCAUGUGACAGUCGAAGCAGCCAAUCAGCCCAAACCAUCAGAUUUUCAUUUCGCGUGGUGGUGAACUCUCAUGUCUGUUUCCUGUUCCUGUUAACAAAAUAAAAGCAGUUCAGAA